Molecule: messenger RNA, 817 nt
Organism: Ipomoea triloba (trilobed morning glory)
Lineage: Eukaryota; Viridiplantae; Streptophyta; Magnoliopsida; Solanales; Convolvulaceae
Exons: 4
Coding region: 250-675 (141 amino acids)
Source: RefSeq, a predicted model, not a curated record
UGGACAAACCCAAAGACAACACCUUCUUCAACUACGCUGGCUGCUGGUUGUACUGCAAUACAUAAACCAUCUGAACUAGCUUCAAUUACAUGUUUGGAGUUGGGUGAAGUGUGUAAAGAGGUUGGCCUUCCUCCUGGUGCCCUUAACAUUCUAACAGGGUUGGGACAAGAAGCAGGUGCUCCUUUGGUGUCUCAUCCUCAUGUUGACAAGAUUGCAUUUACAGGCAGUAAUGCCACAGGGCUUAAAAUCAUGACUGCUGCAGCCCAGCUUGUCAAGGAAACUGUGACCAACUUGAAGCAAACACAACCUCAAGUGGCAGAAUCAGCAAUGUGGUUGGAGGCCACUGGUGGUGUGAGGAAAGGGGGGUACGUUGCAGGAUUUGGGUCGAAUACCGCACACUACUUCCCCGAGGCUAUGAUACACAGGAAAUCCAAUAUUGGGUCAUCAACUUCACAUUCAUCUUGCGAAGCUCGAAUUAAGCAAUUAGAGGAGCAAAAUCAAGUGAUGCAACAGCAGCAACAAGAUAUGCAUGAGGAAAAUCGGAGGAUCUGUGAUAUCGUUCAGAAAAUGGAAGCAACACUUGCCCACCUUAGUGCAAAUCUUGGUAGUCUUGAUCAAGAUCCAAACAAAAAUAGCUCCAAUGAUGAUACACUAGCCCCCUCUAGUCAAGAUUAGAUAGCAUAUUAUUUGAAUGAUUUGAAAAUUUGUUUUGGAUGGUGAAACAUAGCUACAAACAAUAGCUGUAAUUUUGAUAGUGAAGCAACUGCUACAGUUUGGAUUUAAAUGAUUCUAAUGUUUGAUUCCCUUCAAUUGUUAA